Molecule: messenger RNA, 1368 nt
Organism: Penaeus chinensis
Lineage: Eukaryota; Metazoa; Arthropoda; Malacostraca; Decapoda; Penaeidae
Product: protein lozenge-like
Exons: 6
Coding region: 115-1368 (417 amino acids)
Biological process (GO): regulation of DNA-templated transcription
Cellular component (GO): nucleus
Molecular function (GO): RNA polymerase II cis-regulatory region sequence-specific DNA binding; ATP binding; DNA-binding transcription factor activity, RNA polymerase II-specific
Source: RefSeq, a predicted model, not a curated record
AAAACAAAAACAACAGCAACAGAAACCAACUAGUGCCGUUACCCCCCUCCCCCCCAUCCCCCCUCCUCCCGAAAAUAAAUAAAAACAAAAAAAAAAUAAUCCCAAAACUCAGCCAUGUUCACCGACGUAGCCAUGAGCGACUUCGUGGGUCUGGGCGGGUACGCAGGCGGCGGCGAGAGGGCGUGGGCGGAGGCGAUGGGCGGCGGCGGCGGUGGCGGAGAGCCUCCCGGGGACCUGAUUCGCACGGGCGCCCCCAACGUGGUCUGCUCCGUGCUGCCGCCCCACUGGAGGUCCAACAAGACGCUGCCGUCGGCCUUCAGAGUAGUGGCACUGGGAGCCGUGCAGGAUGGCACUGUGGUCACGAUCCGGGCGGGCAACGACGAGAACUGCUGCGCCGAAAUCCGGAACAACUCGGCCAUCAUGAAGAACCAGGUCGCCAAGUUCAAUGACCUGCGCUUCGUCGGGAGGUCAGGCAGAGGCAAGAGUUUCCUGCUGACCAUCACCAUCAGCACGUCGCCGCCUCAGGUCGCCACGUACACCAAGGCAAUAAAGGUCACGGUCGACGGUCCUCGGGAACCUCGCUCCAAAUCACGCAGCAGCGGCUUCCCGUGGCUCGGGCGCCCCUUCCUCCACCCCCUCGAACACCUGCGUCCGGAUCCGUUGACGGCGUCUUUAGCUCUGAAAUAUAAUGGCCUCGUCGACACAGGAUGGGCGGGCUACCCACCCACGGGCUACCCACCUUCGUACCUCGGCUCCUCCUUGCCCGCAUGCCCGUCUGGACACGCCCACACCGCCCACCACGCCCACAUGCCCUCGUUGCAGUCAGCUACUCAGAGAGAAGUGAUGGAGACCGCGGCGGCGACUGCGAGUCAUCACGGCUUGCUCUCCGAGGCCCUGGGCGGCGACGCGAACCUGGCGCUGGCGAAGGACCUCCUGCCGGCGACGCCGUCCGUUCUCCCGCCGUCCGUGUCCGUCGCCACGUCCUUGAGUAUGCUCGGGGGCGGAGUCAGCGUGCUGGGGGGCGGGGCUUCGACGAUAGGGGGCGGGGCCAACAUGCUAGGGGCCGGCGUCAACGUGCUCGGGGGCGGAGCCAGCGUGCUGGGCGGGGGAGGGGGCGGAGGGGGAGGGGGCAGCGGGAUGUACCUGAAUCCGCCCGUGCUGCCGGCGUCCCUCCUCUACACCUCCCUGUGCUCCGCCCUCCCGCACACGCCCACUUCGCAGGCGCCGCCCCUCUCUACGCCCUCCCGCGAGGACCUGCUCCGCCCCUCGAGCUCGGCGACAGGCCUCCCCCUCCCUGGCCUCGGGGGCCUCAGCUCCCUGCCCGGCCACCCCCCGCGUCCCCCCGACCCCGUGUGGCGCCCCUACUGA